GCUUCGACGGUCUCGACUAAGACCCGCCUUUGACGGGGCAAGCGAUUCAGGGAUUCAAAGCUUCACACCCACCCACCACCUUAUAAUCCAUUCUUCUACUCGAAUUCUUACGUCGCCAUUCGCUUCACCACACAGCUCUUUGUUUUUCUUUCAAGUUUCUGCCCUAAUGGGCCAGUCGUCUUCUACAACCGCGGAAGUUAACAUCCGAGAAUUCUCCAAGUCCAUGAGCGAUCGGUUUUUAUCGUCGCCGAUUAUUUCGAGGGAUGCGGUGGAGGUAGCCGGGGACUGGGACUUGUCAUCCAAUAUUCCCGAUGAGUGUUUGGCCUACGUUUUCGAUUUCCUCGGCGCUGGAGAUCGGAAGCGGUGUUCGGUUGUUUGUCGGCGGUGGUUCCGGGUUGAAGGACAGAACCGUCGCCGGCUGUCCCUUAAUGCUCAGAGUGGAAUCUUUUCGUUUCUGCCUUCGUUGUUUACUCGAUUCGACUCGGUCACGAAACUAGCUCUUCGUUGUGACCGCAAAUCUGUAAGCUUAAGCGAUGACGCUUUGAUUCUUAUCUCGCUACGCUGCAGAAACCUCACGCGCCUCAAGCUCCAUGGCUGCCGCCAGCUAACCGAUCUUGGUGUCGCCACGUUUGCGCAGAAUUGCAAGAGCUUGAAGAAGCUCUCCUGCGGCUCUUGCAGUUUUGGCGCAUCGGCCAUGAAUGCGGUCCUAGAGCACUGCACAGGUCUUGAGGAGCUUUCAGUAAAGAGGCUCCGUGGAUUAUUUGAUGGAGCCGAGUCGAUCGUGCCCGGUUCUUCCACAGCUUCCUCGCUGAAAUCGAUAUCCUUGAAGGACCUUGUGAAUGGGCAAUGCUUCGAAACGCUGGUAAUUGGAUCUAAAAAUCUGAAGUCAUUGAAGAUCAAUCGUUGCUUGGGCGACUGGGAUAAAGUCCUUGAAAAUAUAGCCUGUAAAAGCAGUUCUUUGACUGAGAUUCACCUGGAGAGGCUUCAAGUGAGUGAUAUUGGGCUUUCAGAAAUUGCAAAAUGCUCAAGUAUAGAAAUCUUGCAUAUUGUUAAAGCUCCAGAAUGCUCGAAUAUGGGGCUUGUUUGUGUGGCAGAGAAAUGCAAGCAAUUGAGGAAGCUUCACAUUGAUGGAUGGAGGACUCAUAGGAUAGGCGAUGAGGGUUUAAUUGCCAUAGCCAACCACUGUUCUGAUCUAGUAGAACUUGUGUUGAUUGGUGUUAAUGCCACUUAUUUGAGCUUGUCUGCCAUUGCUGCUAAUUGCCAGAAGCUUGAAAGAUUAGCACUUUGUGGUAGCAGCACAAUUGGUGAUGCAGAGAUUGGGUGCAUUGCUGCGAAAUGCAUGGCACUGAAGAGGCUUUGUAUUAAGGGAUGUGCCAUUUCGGAUAUUGGAGUCAAAGCCCUAGGCUCUGGCUGUCCUGAUUUGGUGAAGGUUAAGGUCAAGAAAUGCAGAGCAGUGAGUAGUGAAAUUGCUGAUUGGUUGCAGGAGUGUAGAGGGUCUGUGAUUGUUAAUUUUGAUGUUGUUCAAGAUGUAGCCUUGGAUACUACUGUUGGCGAUUAUGGAAUGCAGGAUGAUGUUGUGGAGUUGCCAACAAUGGCUGGCCAAGUAAUAGUUGAAGAUGCUUCUACUAGUAAUGGUCGAUUAGCCUUAUUUCGGACAAAACUCGGACUUUUUGCUAGUAGGAUGGUGGCAUGCACCUUCAGGAGGUGGAAACUUCAUUGGUAACUUAUGAACUGUAUCUUGUCAAAGUUUGAAGUCACCGCACUUACUUUGAUCCUGUUACACUUUUGUUUUGUGAUGAUUUGUUCCUUAAAUGGUUUUUCCUCCAUCUAUUGCUUGGGAAUUUAUUCUACUCCCGACACUUCUUAGCCUUUCAAAUGUAAUAUGAACAAAAUGUCCAACACCCCCUCAUUGUUUAACUUGGCAAUUUGUCAUAUGCCUGCCUUUGUGUUUCAGUAGUGACUUGACCAUUUGUCUUA
This is a messenger RNA of Tripterygium wilfordii, 1977 nucleotides long. RefSeq names its product F-box protein SKIP2-like. Gene Ontology annotation, biological process: SCF-dependent proteasomal ubiquitin-dependent protein catabolic process. NCBI's taxonomy places the organism in Eukaryota, Viridiplantae, Streptophyta, Magnoliopsida, Celastrales, Celastraceae. Gene Ontology annotation, molecular function: protein binding. The record is from RefSeq and is a predicted model, not a curated record. Gene Ontology annotation, cellular component: SCF ubiquitin ligase complex.